Molecule: messenger RNA, 4040 nt
Organism: Fusarium redolens
Lineage: Eukaryota; Fungi; Ascomycota; Sordariomycetes; Hypocreales; Nectriaceae
Exons: 6
Coding region: 267-4040 (1257 amino acids)
Biological process (GO): nucleoside metabolic process
Molecular function (GO): catalytic activity; protein binding
Source: RefSeq, a predicted model, not a curated record
ACUACGAGCUCGCCGUGCGUGGUUAGACUUUUUGCAUGUGAUUAUAACAUGUCCUAAAUCCGACUUGGCAAUCUGGCUUUGUAAGCCUAUCGAGCUCAACCAACAGCUAAUAUGAUUAACCCCGCAUAUACAUAAAGGGCGGAAGUAAUAAAUACCUCAUACCUUCUAAAGUAACAACCAGCUAUCUAGGUUACAGUAUCUUUCUAUCGGCUCAUCCUCUUACUACCACUCCUGUCCUCAAGUACCCUGACCCUGGACUCACAGCAAUGUCAUCUCCAAGCGAUUAUACUGUUGGUUGGAUCUGCGCUCUCACGAUUGAAGGCGUUGCUGCUACGGCUUUUCUUGAUCAGAAGCUAGAGGCACCGGCAUCUCAGGCUAAGAACGAUGCUAACAACUACAAAUAUGGGAAGGUUAAAGACCACAAUGUUGUUAUUGCCGUACUUCCUAAAGGAGAAUACGGGAAUAGCCCAGCAACCAGAGUGGCAAAUGACUUGAGUCGCAGCUUUCCUAAUAUACGUAUCGGCCUUCUGGUGGGAGUUGGCGGUGGUGCACCAAGCCCCAAGCAUGAUAUACGGCUUGGGGAUGUUGUAGUCAGUAUCCCAAAAGGGGGACAGAGCGGUUUGCUACGUACAGCAGUUGCAUCACUUGAAAUCGAUCACAUGAUGGAUGGCAAUGGUCUUGAAAGUAUGAUCACCGAAGUCUUGGACCAGAAUCCAAGACUCAUGGAACAAUUUGGACGGCCACCGAAUAGCACAGAUAUCCUGUUCCAACCUACCUUCAAACACAGCAAAGGUGAUUCAUGCAGGCUUUGCAAACCAACCCCGGACAACGUUAUAGAACGUGAGCCACGAAAGAACGAGAAAUCAUUGAUUCACUUCGGCACUAUUGCAUCGGCCAACACUUUGAAUGAUGUUUUGUGCUUUGAAAUGGAGGCGGCAGGACUUAUGAAUGGGUUCCCAUGUCUGGUUAUUCGCGGCAUCUGUGACUACUCCGAUAGUCAUAAGAAUAAACUAUGGCAAGGUUCCGCGGCCAUGGCAGCAGCGGCAUAUGCGAAACAAAUCACCAGCCUCAUCCGUCAUGAAGAACUGGCACAAGAAACAAAACUAUGCGAAAUUCAAACUCAAAUCAAUGAAAUUGCGAGAACAGCAGAAGACGUACGGUCGCAGCAAGAGAAGGAAGAACAAUUUGAGAUCUUGACCUGGCUUUCGCAAGCAGAUUUUGGACAGCAACAAAGUGAAAAUUUGCGAAAGUGGCAACAAGGCACUCUUCAGUGGCUUCUCGAGUCUCAUCAGUAUCAGAAGUGGAUCCGAGAGAAAGGAGAGAUACUAUUUUGCCCUGGUAUCCCCGGGGCUGGAAAGACUGUCGCUACAUCAGCAGUCAUUCAGGACCUUACUCAACGUUUUCCAGGAGGCACAGACAUUGGAAUAGCAUUCAUUUACUGCAGCUAUACAGAGAGGAACAAUCAGCAUACAACUGGCCUUUUAGCAAGUAUCCUGAAACAGCUUUGUCAAUUUCGAAAUGCGAUCCCCGAUGAUUUGAAAGAACUUUACAUCGAGCAUCGAAAGCAAGGUACUAGGCUACAGUACAAACAGAUUGUUAGAGUCUUGAAGUCACAAUUUGGAGUUUACUUGCGUGUCAUGGUCGUGGUAGACGCGCUGGACGAGUGGCAGCGCCCUCCGGAUGAUGCUUUCAACAUAUUGGACGAGUUGCUCAGUCUGCACAAUGAGAGUCGCAUUAAUCAUUUUGUGACCUCUCGUUUCGUCCCGACAAUCUCGAACAGGUUUCAGAAUUAUCCGUCUCUCCCUAUCCUAGCGUCGCAGAGUGAUAUUUCCGAAUACAUCAGCAACUACAAUUGGUCAUCAUCAAGCCUCGUCUAUGAGAACCCAGGUUUACAAGAACAAAUCAAAUCUUAUAUUUCUCAAGCAUCAGAGGGGAUGUUCCUAUUAGCUCAAUUCUAUCUUCGUUCGUUGGAAGACAAAACCACACCAAGGGAGUUGACGGAUGCCUUGAAGCUGUAUCAAGAUCGAGCUGAUCGUAAAGAGAAUGAUCAGAACUUCGACAUGCUGGCAGAAGCAUACGAUGAGGUGAUGGAUCGAAUCAACCGGCGGAACGCAAACUUCAGACGCAGAGCCCACCAAGUUUUGUCUUGGGUAUGUUACGCAGAGAGGCAGCUCUAUGUGAAAGAGCUCCAAGCUGCCAUAGCUGUAAAGGAAAACCAGGUCGAAGUUGACGAGCUAGAUUUAUGCCCCAUUAAUCUUUUACUUUCGGCAUGUUGCGGCAUAGUUGUGAUCAGCGAGGCAUCCGAGACCGUUCAGCUGGUUCAUUACACAGCACAGGACUACUUCCUCGACAGAAAGGGACAGUGGUUCCCACAUGGGCAAUCUUACCUUGCUAAGCAAUGUAUAAACUACCUUUCAUUACAGAAAUUCCAGGAUGACCUGCCCGACCCAGUAAAUGAUGUUGUCCAGAUAUGGACUAAGGACCCUCUUGACCGGAUUGCACUCUUUCAGUAUGCUGCACUGAAUUGGGGACAUCAUGUACGUAACGCCGAGGAUACCCCUAAGGCCAUUGCCCCAAUUGGAGAGACAGACGUCUCCCGCGCCACCAUUACACUUUCAGAGGUUGAUCAAGCCGUCCUGAACUUCCUCAGCUGCAAAGAUAAGAUCAAUCUGGCACUGAGUAUACACCUUUACACCAUUCAAGACAGCACUCUCGUGGGAGAAGACUUCAAGGCCAACGCAUUGCACAUGGCUGCGUUUUUUGGACUUGAUCGAGUAAUUCCAUCGCUCUUGACUGGGGUUAAGAUUAAUUCACAAGAUAGCAAUCGACGAACUGCUCUGGGCUGGGCGUCGAAGGCUGGCUGGAUUACUACUGUUCACUUACUGUUAUCAUUGAAUGCUGAUGUCGACGCCCUGGAUUUCUAUGGACGCACACCUCUGUUUGAAGCUACCGAGUCCAAUCAUUUCGAAAUCGUAAAUCUACUCAUUGAGAGAGGCGCUGAUAUACAUGUGGUGGCAUUCAAUGGAAAUACAGCUCUACACUAUGCUGCGGAGUCAAAUCGAGGCAAAAUCGCCCAUCUACUGCUAGACAAAGGCGCAAAGUUCGACAUAUCGAACAUGUUUGGACAGGUUCCUAUCAACAUAGCAGUGCGAAAUGGCAGUCGGUCAGUUUACAAUCGAUUGUUCAAGAUGGGUGUCAACCCCAGAUCUUGUGGUGUUGACGGGCGAACGAUCCUGAUGGAGGCAGCGAUGGCCAAGAAUGAGGAUCUCGUCAAAGAGCUUCUCAAACAAGGAGUCAAUUUAAACUCUCAAGAUUAUCAAAAUCGAACUGCCCUUAUGGAGGCAUGCCGAGCAGGUAAUCAAAAGAUUGUCGAGGUCCUUCUACAGCAUGACGCCAAGCCGGAUAUUCAAGAUUGUAAAGGCCCGACUGCCCUGAUGAAAGCGAGCCAUCAAGGAGAUGAAAGCAUAACUGCACUACUGCUUAAGAAAGGAGCAAAUCAACACAUAGUGGAUCAUGAUGGCAGUACUACCCUAAUGCAUGCCUGCGAAAGGGGCAGUGGCCGCAUUGUCAGGCUGCUGCUGCAGAAUGGGGCAGACCCAGAGGUCGUUAGCCACUCUGGCCUCACGGCACUGGAGUGUGCAAUUAUAGGAUUUGAUGAACUGAGCAUUAAACUCCUUCUCGAGCACGGUGGACAUAUGGAUGUUGUCUCACAGCUAUUUGAGGGCGAGUCACCGAAACUAAGCGACCAUGGGGCCGCCCUAUUUGAAGCAUUUGAAGAAGGUUGUAGCAGUGAAGUCCUACAACUACUGAUGGAAAGAGGACAAUCAAAGUCUCCAGGAUGGCACAAUGGCCUGCCCUUUUUGAAAGCAUUGGAGGACGGGCAUGAGAUAAUUAUCCCGCUGAUGCGAGAUUCCGGUGUUGAUCUCAUCAACUGUAGCAAGGAGACCGGCUUUAAUUAUUGGCUUGAGGUUGAGAGUUGCGGCGUUAAAGCGGAGAACUUUGUGCAUGUAGUAACUUGGGUUUUAUUUGCAGGCUGGUAA